CAACGAUCUAAGAGUAUUGGAAGGAGUUGGAAAAUACAAAGAAGAAGAUUAAGUUCAACAAGUUCUCUUGUACUUAAAAAAUCACGAAAAGAGGGGAAGAAGAGUAGUCAUAAGAGUGUGCAUAAGUCGAAAUCUAAAAGUGGUAGUAACAAGGGGAGCUCAAAAUCUUCCCAUAAGAAAUCUAAAUCCAAAUCGUCAGUGAGCAAAUCAAAGAGUAAGCAUAAAAGUAAAUCUCACAUUAAAAGCAAGACUAGCAUUCACCAGCAACUGGAAAAUGACUGCUGUGGUUGCUUAGGAGGGUCAAAUAAAAACAAGAGAAGAAACGCACCGGCCUCCAUAGGUGGUGAUUAUUCCAAAUCGCAAAAUACUACUAGGAGCAGCGCUCCCAUGAUGCAAAAGAUGCCUCCUAACAUGGCAAGAGACAAAAUGCAAACGAAUACUUCUUCCGACCCUCGAUACAAACAGGCAUACUAUGUUCCGCCUCAGAUGAUUCCUCAAGAAAGACAAACGCAACCAGCCCGCUCAAAUUCCCCACCUAGUCCACCUGAGUUACCGCGAGACAGCGUUCCAGAGGAUAGGGUGAACUUGCAACAUUUAUCUACUCCUGCAGAGCCGGUAGCAGUUAUCCCAACGAUACAAGUAGAACAAAAGAGAGAGUCUUCUCCGGAACCUGUCGCUCAAAAUACUCCGGAAAGAAGCGAAACCAGAAGCGAAGAUGAUGAAGAAAAGAAAAGAAAAAAGGACAAUAAAGACACACCUGAAGAAGAUGAAGAAAACAUAGAGGAAGAUGAUAAAAAGAGAAAAGGAUCUGCUCUUGUUGAGACCUUUAAAAGAGAGCGAGAAUUUGAGGAGUACGGCUCACAGUUUAAACAAGAAAAUUCAUUCUUCGUACAAAAUGGGAAAUCGACCGAGAAAGUGGUCAAGAAACCAAAAGAAAAAUUCAAUUUCCAGAAAGAAGCGGAAGAAAGUUCACUAGAUUCAAAUGAGCGGAAGAUAAAUUACCGUUACCGCAAAAGAAAUCGUCGUUUAAUACCAUUUUUUAUCCAAAAAAAUUAUUCCACAGUUAAGCCGCCUUUUGACUUGGAUGAUCCUUGGUUUAUUAUGGCUGAUGAAAAUUUGUUAUUAAAAAGCUCAAGGCCAUUUCAAAUCAUCCAAAGAGAACUUGAACAAAUGCUGGAGGAUGAAGAUGAGCUGAUUAAUAUAUUUGACGAAACCAAACAGCUAAAGAGGGAAUAUUCGAAUGCCGAUGGAAAAUUUAGGAACAAAAUUAAAUAUCUAAAGGAUCUUAGGUCCCAAUCGAAAAAUCUAUACGGGAUGACAACAAAUGGAGGAAAUGGAAACGAUAGCGAUGUUUAUACUACAAUCUUGAAUAAGGUGGCUAGUAAAGCUUCACAGUUCUCUUCCAAAUGGGUGAAAUCUGAUCCUAAAGUGUCCGCUUCUAAAUUAUUCAAUAACUUCUCUAAAACUACACCAUCGCAUGAUGAAAAGGCUAAUCAAAAUAUAGAGAAAUGUAUUGAGGAAAGGGCAUGGGCAGAGGCAAAACGACAUCCAAUAAUUUCAGACCAGAACGCAAUUAAAAAACGAGAAGAAGACAGAAAGAUAUUUAUCGAGAAUCUUAUGAUACAAUGUCGCUAUGAAGGCCUAACUAGAGGAAAAUUUCACAUGCCAGUAGCUGAUUUUGCAUUUGCUGUUCCCGUUCCGAAAAGGGGUGAGACGAUAAUGACUGGAAUGCACUCCUUAAAAAUGAUCUAUUGUAAACAUUGGGAACAAACGACCAAUAAACCGAGAAACGUGGACGGACUGGAGAGAACACUUUCCUCCCUGGAAUUUAUCGAUCCAAAUACAUUAGAAUUACCCAACGACAAACUUACAGGCAAUAAAGUUCUGAUUGGGAUGGGUAAAAAUGCAAUUUAUAUUGGAGGAUAUAUGGACGAAAGUUUGAUCAAAGAAAUGGAUGAGUUCUCCGGUGAACAUGCACCCAUGAAAUGCCGAAAUAGCGAUGGAAAGUUGGGAGUUGUUGUAAAAUUGUACAGAAACAAUCAAGGUAAAGGCCUAACCGCAAUUGAUCUAGUUAAAGAAGCAACGGUAUUAGAUUACGUUAAUAGGAAUGUACCCUAUGCUGGACCAACUCUUAUGGGCUUUGUUAGUAUGAGUUACUCUGAUGAGUACCUUCCAAUAGGUAUUGUCACGGCGUUGAUCGGUGAUCCAGACAAUUUUGAGGUAGCCACUCUUGACAGAAUUCUUCUUCAAGAAGUUAUCUCAAGGGAAGAGAGAGGUGACAAGAUACUAGAAGAUUGGAGAUGGGUGAAGAUACUUCUCAAACUAACGAAAAUACUUCAAAGAUUACAUAGAAAACUUAUCAUUAUCAACAAUUUAAAAUUAAAUAAUAUAGUAAUGAGAUAUGUUGAAGGUCGAGGAUGGUCUUGUCCUAGGCCAACUAAUUUUGCUAAAGCGCAUAUGCUGAGUGGUGUAAGAGAUUGCUUAUUUGAUAAUAAAAUUCCAACUAAACACGCUGGAGGCGAUCAAAUUUUCAAGAAAGCAGUACCAACUACUUUUGAGACGAAUAUUUCUCAACUUGGAAAAAUUAUCAGAGACGUUAAUUUGGCUUUAAGUUUAGGCCUAGAGGGCAUAGUAGAACAUUGUCAGAGUUCUACGCAAAUAGAAGAUUACUGGUCAACUUGUCGAAUAAUAGAGGCUUUGGAAGGGGCUAUGACUGAUUUGAAAUUGCAAUCAUUACAUAAUCGAGAGAGAGUUAAAAGUAAUAGCAAUUCAAAAGAAAUUUUGCCCUUAAGUCGAGUUCAAAUUGAUAGUUUAAAGUCAGACAAAGACUUUAUAACCAGGAACAAAAGAAAAAAUGGAUAUGACGAUGAGAAAUCAAAAACAAGUACUUUCCAGAGGCUAUGUCCUCAUACACUGUGCCCUCAGUGGAGAUGUUUUAAUCCAAAAAGUUGGAUUAUUAGCAAAUCUUAGUGGAUACGAGAAUGUUUAAAGAUGUAACAUUGUUGCUGCAUUUUUAUUGACUUCCAAUAUUUACCCUUCCCUUUGUUGUUAAUUACGUAAUUAAUUCUCUUAAUUCAUUUGUGAAGAAUAUGAUAGUACAUUAGGAAACUCUUGUUUUUCCAUAAUAACUAUAAUAUGAUUAUCAGUUUAUCGUCGUAAAAAUUUACAAAGGAAAAUGUGAA
This is a messenger RNA of Dimorphilus gyrociliatus, 3182 nucleotides long. NCBI's taxonomy places the organism in Eukaryota, Metazoa, Annelida, Polychaeta, Dinophilidae. The record is from the annotation of a GenBank genome assembly.